UUCUGGAAACCACGGCAUAAAAACCAACACUUACGUAUCAUGUUCAUUUGUUCGUUUGUUCGAUAAUUAAAUGCUUAAAGUUGCCUUUACGCACGACUAUUUGUAAAUAAUAAUUGUUUAAUUUAUUGUCAUCAGAAACAAGAAUCGUGAUUAUUAAAUUUCUCAAAAAUGAAAAUAAAUGGUACAAGGCAUAUGGUUGGUUAUGAGCUAUUUAUUGUCUUUUGUUGAUAUCCGAUUGUGUUGAUGCAACCGCAUCAGGAUUAUAAUCAAAGUGACACUGUUGACAAUACAAGUUGCUGAAAUAUACUUUGUAAAGAAGUUUUAAAGGCAAUUAAGUCUUAAGAAAAUCAUUUCUGAUUCCUUAAAAUACGACAUGUUAAAGUUAAGAUGAUUAAUGGGAGGAUGACAUCAUUCGAUGAUGUUAACGUUAAUGAUCGACCCACAACACCAUUAGAGCAAGAUUGCUGUGGGAAUGGCUGUGAUCCUUGCAUUUUUGAUGUUCACAAGAAAUUGUUGGAAGAAUGGAAGGAGGAGAAGUACAAUAAAAGUAAAAGAUCCGCUAAGAACUUUUUGUCACUCGUUCGAUACAAAAGAUUUAUAGUUAAAAAUAUCGUCGAGGGAUCGGAAAAUUCCAUUUGCAUUGAACUUGAUUGCGCGUCAGACAAUAAAGACGAUGUUAUUUUUUUAUUACCAAGUCAGUACAUAAUGAUGAAACUGUUUACCACGACAAAGCCAUAUACUCCAAUAUCUUGGAAUCGAAGAAGCAUGAAUCUGUUAAUUAAACUUUAUCCAAGUGGCGAGGCAAGCACUUACGUAAAACAAUUAAAUAUUAACGAUGAGCUUUUAAUAAGAGGACCUUAUGGAAAUUUUAAUUAUAGCAGAAAUAGUUAUAAAAAUAUUAUUAUGCUAAGUAUUGGAUCUGGAAUAGCUGCUUUUUAUCCAUUGGCUGCGUCUAUUGUAAAGGAUGAACUAGAAGACACAAAAAUUAACAUGAUGUUAGGAUUUCGAUUUUUAUCGCACGUACCUUUAAAAGACGAAUUAAGAAUUUUAACAGAUUAUUGGAAUUUCGAAUGCACAUUAUAUUUAUCUCAAGGCAGUACGAUGUCUCGUACAGCAAAUAUUACUGGCUUAAAUAUUGUUAAUAGUCGUAUAAAUUCAAAAAUAAUUGAUAGAACGCUUGAUUCUUAUUCACCUGAGACUACAUUAAUUUUAAUCUGUGGAACAACAAAAUUUAACGAAAUUAUGGAAAACUUUGUACAAAAGAAAGAUUUUUGUCACUAUCAUGUAUUUAGAUAA
This is a messenger RNA of Ceratosolen solmsi marchali, 1296 nucleotides long. RefSeq names its product NADH-cytochrome b5 reductase-like. Lineage: Eukaryota; Metazoa; Arthropoda; Insecta; Hymenoptera; Agaonidae. Gene Ontology annotation, molecular function: oxidoreductase activity. The record is from RefSeq and is a predicted model, not a curated record. Bases 388 to 1296 code for a protein of 302 amino acids. The transcript is spliced from 5 exons.